CGGCGCGUGGGUUCGCUUGCUUGUGUGACACAAUUAUAACAACUUUAAGCUGGUGGCUGUGGGGAAUUUUAUGGUCAAAUAAUACUCUUUUCAAACUGCAAGAAUUGAACUUCAUGCAUUACAUUUGAUUAGUUGCAUAAACGGUGCCUAAAAAUGUGACGCGCAUACUUUUUGGAGGGGUACUUGUUUUCCUGAAAGGAUUUACCAUUUUGAAUUGCGUUUUGAUCGUGGAGAAAAGUUUAUUCUAUCUUAAUACAUUUUUAGUUUUUCUUCUUUGAUUUGGUGGAGUAUUUCGUUCGCCCUCUCGUCGCGAUUCCAUGCAAUCGUGCGGAGUCUCGCUCGCUGUUGCUGCCUGCGCUGCUGCUCGGAGUCUCGGCUCGGCUUCUGGUGGUGAUGAGGAAAAGAAAAUGGCGGCGGGAAAAGCCAGUGAAACCGAGGAGGACUUUCCGACGCUGACAGCCCAAGAGAGGGACAGCUUGGUCGGAAUUGACAGCUCACUGUUUGGAUUUCAGAGGCUUCAUGAAGAUGGCGCCAGAACGAAGGCCUUACUGUUGAAGGCGGUUCGUUCCUACGAUUCUCUCAUCUUGAAGGCUGAAGGAAAAGUGGAGCCAGAGUUAUUCUGCCAGCUAGGCCACUUCAACCUCCUCCUGGAGGAGUACGCUAAAGCAUUAUCAGCAUACCAGAGGUACUACAGCUUACAGUCCGACUACUGGAAGAAUGCUGCCUUCCUAUAUGGCCUGGGCAUGGUCUACUUCCAUUACAACGCCUUUCAGUGGGCGAUUAAAGCUUUCCAGGAGGUGCUCUACAUCGACCCCAGUUUUUCACGAGCCAAGGAGAUCCACCUGCGACUCGGCCUCAUGUUUAAGGUCAACACCGACUACGAGUCAAGCCUAAAGCAUUUCCAGCUGGCUUUGAUUGACUCCAACCCCUGCACUUUGUCCAAAGCUGAAAUUCAGUUCCACAUUGCCCAUUUGUAUGAGAUUCAGAAGAGAUACCGGGCUGCCAAGGAGGCGUACGAGACCCUUCUGCAGACGGAGAAUCUCCCAGCACAGGUGAAGGCCACUACCCUGCAGCAGCUAGGCUGGAUGCACCACACGGUGGAGCAGCUAGGAGACCGAGCCAACAAGGACAGCUAUGCCAUCCAGUGUCUGCAGAAAUCACUGGAAGCAGACCCCAACUCGGGACAGUCUUGGUACUUCCUGGGCAGGUGCUACUCCAGUAUUGGCAAGGUCCAGGAUGCGUUCAUCUCCUACAGGCAGUCCAUAGACAAAUCAGAAGCCAGUGCAGACACUUGGUGUUCAAUAGGUGUUCUGUACCAGCAACAGAAUCAGCCCAUGGAUGCUCUGCAGGCGUACAUCUGUGCAGUGCAGCUGGACCACGGCCACGCGGCUGCCUGGAUGGACCUGGGCACGCUCUACGAGUCCUGCAGCCAGCCGCAUGACGCCAUCAAGUGCUACAUCAACGCCAUGCGCAGCAAGGCCUGCUCCAACGCCACUGCGCUCACACAACGCAUCAAAUGCCUGCAGGCUCAGUUGAGUAACCCCCAGGUCACUAGUCUACAGAGUAAAAGUAAAAUGCUUCCUCUUAUUGAUGAGGCCUGGAGUCUACCAAUCCCAGCAGAGCUAACCUCCAGGCAGGGUGGCCUGAACACUGCACCGCAGGCGUGUAAGCCCCAGCACAGCUCGGAGGGAGGGGGAUCGGGCCAGACUCUGCCCCCACACGUGGGCCCUAUGGGCCAGGGGGAGGACCAGUCCAGCCCUGCCAAGAGGAGGAGGGCCUCCAGCCCAGCCAAGAGCCAGCCAGAUUCUUGGGCUAGUAACUUGGCACAGCAGCCAGUCCCCAACUGGUACCUGUCACCACAGAAACUGCAGCUCCUGGACCAGUUGAGGAGUAACCGGGCCAGUCUGAAGCCCCUACAGCUGCAGAUGCUGGAGCAGCUGGAGGCACAACUCAACCUAAUGCAGCAGCACCAGCAGCAGAUGAGACAGAAUGCAUCUGGACAGCUGCGUCCCUCCCUCCCCAACGGCCCCUCAGCUACCAACUCUCUUCCCCCUCCUCACUCAAGCCUGCCCCUCUCCCGGCCCCACCUGGCCCCUCAGGGUUCGUUGCGGCCUCCCUGCCCCCCUCGACCACUGGCCAACGGGCCUCUGGCAGGCGGGACACCACACGGACACUCUGACACACUUUCUGUGGGCAAUAAUAAUAAUAAUAAUGAUGACCCGGUGGCGGCCACAGGACCCAACGGAGACGUGCCUUACCUGCAGCCCGGCGCACUACUACCUCACACCUGCACAAGCACCCAAUCACAGGACACAGCGCGCCGGGCCCUGCACCUAAACUCCACUCAGGGGCUUCAGAAGGGUUCCGCUCCACAUUGGGCGGGUCCUAAUGGUGAUGGGUCUCUUUCCUCCUCUGGGGGGUCAACCCACCCCCUCUCGCAUCCACAGACGCCCCACAAUCAGGUUGGACAUUCCUCUGCCCCGUUGCCACGGCAACAGGCUCUCAACCACCUCCCGUCCCCCCCUUCUCCCUCUCACUCUGCUACCUCAGGUGGAGCACCCGGCACCCCUGCUACCAAAGAGAGCACGCCCCUCGGCAACGGCCCCGCAGCCACGGCAACAAAAGGGCCUGGGGAGACGACGACGGCCAAUAGCACUGCCGCGGCGGAACGCUUAUCCAAUCACGUACAGUCGGCGGCGGGAGACGGCGGGACAAGCAACCGGUCCCCUCACCACAGCUCAGACAAUCCUAAGGGGGGCGACCCCACCACCUCCGCCCCCCACAACAAGAUCAACAACAUCCACCCGGCCGUCUCCUCGACCGCUUCCUCCCCCAUCUCUGCAAUGUCCACCGCAACCCCCUCGCCCAAAUCCACCGAGCCCGGCCAGACGACGGGCCCGCACAGCCUCAACAGCCCCUCCACCACCACCGCAGCAUUAUCAUCAGCUGGCCCCGCCACUGUCGUCAAUGGCAAUGGCAAGGGGGGCAUCUCCGAGGACUCCCAGAGCCCGUUGAAGGCGGACCCCCCCGCAACGUGUCGCAGACCCACGCCACCCCAUGCCCGCACCCCCCCGUCAUCCUCUUCCUCCGUGUCCAUCUACCCCUCCUCCACUGACGUGCUCAAGGCCUGCAGAAACCUGGGGAAGAACGGUUUGUCUAGCAGCAGUAUACUGCUGGAUAAGUGUCCCCCUCCUCGCCUGCCCCCUCCUCCCUCCCCAGUCCUGCCCAAGGACAAACUCAACCCCCCCACACCAAGCAUCUAUCUGGAGAAUAAGAGGGAUGCCUUCUUCCCUCCGCUGCACCAGUUCUGCACAAACCCCUCCAACCCUGUCACUGUCAUCAGAGGGCUGGCCGGGGCGCUCAAACUGGACCUGGGUCUGUUCUCUACUAAGACCCUAGUGGAGGCUAACCCAGACCAUCUGGUUGAGUGUCGUACCCAGCUGUCUCAGCCCGCUGACGAGAACUGGGACCUGAGUGGUACCAAGAAGAUGUGGCGCUGCGAGAGCGGCCGAGGUCACACCACCAUCGCCAAAUAUGCCCAGUACCAGGCUGCCUCCUUCCAGGAGUCACUACGGGAGGAGAAUGAGAAGAAGGCAUUGAAGGAGCCCUCAGACGCUGAGCCAGCAUCAGCAGAGAGUGUGGCACGUAAAAGGAGGGGUCCCCUAAAGCACAUCAAAUUUGGGACCAACAUCGACGUGUCAGAUGAAAGAAAGUGGAAGCUACAGCUGCAGGAGCUGAGUAAGCUGCCUGCGUUCGCCAGGGUGGUGUCUGCUGGCAAUCUGCUCAGCCACGUAGGACACACCAUCCUGGGCAUGAACACUGUCCAGCUCUACAUGAAGGUCCCCGGCAGCAGGAUACCAGGUCAUCAGGAACACAAUAACUUCUGCUCUGUUAACAUCAACAUCGGCCCUGGGGACUGUGAGUGGUUUGCUGUGCCAGAACCCUACUGGGGAGUGAUGAGCAACUUCUGUGAAAAAAACAACAUCAACUUCCUGAUGGGUUCGUGGUGGCCCAACCUGGAGGACCUGUACGAGGCAGAUGUGCCUGUCUACCGGUUCAUCCAGCGGCCGGGGGACCUGGUGUGGCUCAACACGGGCACCGUCCACUGGGUCCAGGCCAUCGGCUGGUGCAACAACAUCGCCUGGAACGUAGGACCCCUCAGUGCCCACCAGUACAAGCUGGCCGUGGAGCGUUACGAGUGGAACAAGCUCCAGAGCGUCAAGUCCCAUGUACCCAUGGUGCACCUCUCCUGGAACAUGGCCCGCAACAUCAAGGUGUCCGACCACAAGCUCUUCCAGAUGAUCAAGUACUGCCUGCUGAGGACUCUGAAGCAGUGUCAGUCGGUGAAGGAGGCUCUAGCCGCAGCAGGGAAGGAGACUGUACUGCAGGGCAGGAACAGGGAUGAGCCUGCGCACUACUGCACCAUCUGUGAGGUGGAGGUGUUUAACCUGCUGUUUGUGCGGAGCGAGCUCCUCUCCAGGAAGCAGAAGCAGUACGUGGUUCACUGCCAGGACUGUGCCCGGAAAGGCAGCGCCGAGCUGGACAACUUUGUGGUUGUAGAGAAACACCGGAUGGAUGAUCUCAUGCAGGUCUACGACCAGUUCACACUAGCCCCUCUGCAUUCAUCUUCAUCUUGACAUUAGACAUCCCUUCAGCUUCUCUGGGGCGACCAAGCAUUACAGGAUCUUUAAUUUCAAAGGAAAAAUGGACCAUUUCUGAUAUUCAGGAAAGUCGAGACAGUCUCCCCGUAUGGCUGUUCUCCACAGCGACGGCUGGAGGCAGCAGCGGCUGCGUGUGUCUAUGCAACCUGUCAAGUGCGCCGUGUCAACCCCCCUCUUCCCCCUGGGGGGCGCCAGAGAGCGCACUUCCCAACACAGGACUCCCCCUUGUAACAAUGGUUCAGCUCUUUUUAAUGGAGGACUUAAUCCAAAAACAUAUGGGAAAGGGGUGGGAAUUAUUAUUGAGUGAAGAUGUUUUGUAGAUAUUGUAUCUGUCACAACUGGCAAGACCACCCUAAAAGACUACUGACUGGACAACCUGUUCUCUCUUUUUUUAUUCUGUUAACAGGCUGAGAUGUGAUCCCUUUGUUUUCCUUCCCUCUAAGGAGCACUAGCCUAACUGGUCUUUUUCUAUGGUAGAUAGUAAUUUUAAGACUCUUUGGAUGGCAAAAUCUACAAAAAAAUUGUAAUGUGAAGAGUUUAGGUGAUUGUCUUUUAAAACAUUUUUUUUACAGCUUUUAUGUUUUAUCUUUGUUAUUUUGGAGCUAUGACGUUCAGUUUUGGUUGUUUAUUAGAUAAAAAAAAAGAGGAAAAAUGUUGGGGAAAAUCAAUAGCCAAGUCACAAAGUAAAAUGGGUUGCACAUUGACCUAAAGGAGAAUUUAGCUUUUUUUAUAACCAAAUAUGUUUUUGAUGUAAAUGGCAUGUUUAUUGAAGGGUCCAGACAGUUUUUUGCCAUUUCACUUGGAUUUGAGAAACUUUACCGCCACCAGCGAUUGAAUUCCUUCAUCCUCGUUGUGCAGUAUGUGGGCUCUGAAACAUAAACAACAGCUCCAAAAACACCCCAAUAUGUCCUUUUUGAAAUGGAAACACUGUGUACAGAUGACGUCGUCAUUCUGAACUUUAUCCGCAAUGUUAUAUUCCAUUUUGUUGCGACUCAAGCGAUACUAUUCUACAGGUCACAGCCAAAACACUUGCGUAAAUGAGGGGUACAAAGUAUAUUGAAAGGAGAUGCUUCUACACAGGAAGUUCCAGAUGCUUGUUGAAUCUAUGCCAAGGUGCAUUGAAGCUGUUCUGGCUUGUUUUCCCAACACCCUAUUAAGAUGCUUUAUGUUGGUGUUUCCUUUAUUUUGGCAGUUACCUGUAGCAGCAGUCUACACGGAGAAUGAAACAGCUGGAUAUGGGAAACGUCUUGAGACGCACAAAAUGGAAUAUAGCACUGCGGAGUGACACAAUUUCAAAGACCUGCAUCACGUUUUUUUCAGGGCCCCCAAACUGCACAACGAGGAUGAGGAAAUGAUUCGCUGGUUGUGCUUAAGUUUCUCAAACAAGUGAAAUCGCAUAAAAAUGUGGACAACAAUAACAUGCCAUUUACAUCAAAAUACAGAUUUGGUUAUAAAAAAAGCUAACUUCUCCUUUUAAGGAAUAAAGUUUGAUUUGUGAUUUUUGUUAUGUUUCUAAUCUUGAUGUAAAUUUACACUAUUUAUAAAUACAUAUUUAUUGCUUGAAAAUAUUUGUUGAUGGAAUGCUGUUAUUUUUUUCCAGAGUACCUGCCAUUAAAUUUGAAGGAGUUUUGUCAUUUUAACACAACUCCUCGUACAUUUUCUAUAUAUAAAUAAAACUGCUUAGCAAGCGUUGUACAGAAACUGACAUUUAAAAUUGUUUUAUUGUUUUGAAGAAUGUUUUAUGAUGAGUCAUUAAACACAAUUGUCAAAUAA
Molecule: messenger RNA, 6434 nt
Organism: Oncorhynchus tshawytscha (Chinook salmon)
Lineage: Eukaryota; Metazoa; Chordata; Actinopteri; Salmoniformes; Salmonidae
Product: lysine-specific demethylase 6A
Exons: 29
Coding region: 318-4637 (1439 amino acids)
Biological process (GO): heart development; regulation of gene expression
Cellular component (GO): MLL3/4 complex
Molecular function (GO): chromatin DNA binding; RNA polymerase II cis-regulatory region sequence-specific DNA binding; protein binding
Source: RefSeq, a predicted model, not a curated record